AACUGAUCCCUGCCGUGACAGUUAGGAGGGCCUGCAACUUAUGGCCGGCUAGCUGCGGGUGACCUGUGUCUUCAUUAUGCUGUCCCCGUGUAUCCCCGCCAGAAUUUAAUCGUCUGUCAGCAAGCGAGGCGUUCGGUGAAUUGCGUCGUCAGUUUGAUGAAAGAAAGUUACUGGGUUCACAGGCGUCACCACCUCGGUACCAUGGGAGGCGUUUUGCAAGGCUUGGUGCUGCUGCUGACGCCGCCUCUGCUCAUUCAUGGCUGCAAGCCCAUCGUGAUCAACACUUGGAACUUUACCAACGCCACAGCCAAAGCUUGGGAGAUCCUGCGGCAGGGCGAAGGCACGGCGGUGGACGCGGUGGAGCGAGGGUGCACUGUGUGCGAGGAGCUGCAGUGUGACGGCACCGUGGGGUUUGGAGGCAGCCCGGAUGAGACAGGAGAGACCACACUCGAUGCUAUGAUUAUGGACGGGACCACUCAUGAUGUGGGCGCCGUGGCGGACCUGCGCAGAGUGAAGGGGGCCAUGGCCGUGGCCCGCAGCGUGAUGGAACACACCACACACACCCUGUUAGUGGGGGAGCAGGCCACGCGCUUCGCCCUCAUGAUGGGCUUCCCCGAGGAGAACCUGACCACUCCUGCCUCGGUGAAGAUGCACGAGGAGUGGCUCAGGAACAACUGUCAGCCUAACUUCUGGGUGAACGUGUCGCCAGACCCCACCACCUCCUGCGGACCCUACCAGCCUAGUAAUGCAAGCAAGAAUACUAAGGAAUCUACUGCCAAGGAGGGAGGCAACUUCAGCCAACUCAACCACGACACCAUUGGAAUGAUCGCCCUCGAUUCCCAGGGCCACAUAGCUGGUGGAACUUCAACUAACGGUGCGCGCAACAAGAUUCCAGGCAGGGUAGGAGACUCGCCCAUCCCAGGCAGCGGCGCCUAUGUAGACAAGUUUGUGGGAGGGGCAGCGGCCACAGGUGACGGCGACGUGAUGAUGAGGUUCCUGCCAGCCCUGGUCGCUGUGGAGGGGAUGCGUGCAGGCUUGAGUCCCCACAAAGCAGCAGAGAUGGCCAUCUACAGAGUGGCUCAGUAUUACCCAGACUUCAUGGGCGCCGUGGUGGCUCUCAAUAUGAAAGGAGAGUACGGUGCCGCUUGUCAUGGCAUCGACCACUUUCCUUACUCCGUGGCCAGUAGAGAAACUGAUGUCGUAGAGGUGAAGACAACUUCCUGCGUAGAAUAACAUUCCACCCCAGAGAGAGAGAGAGGUUUCAAUUCCAUAGCAUGUCUUAUAUUUUAUAUGGCCUUUAUAUAUACAAUUGUUACAACUCGUUACAAGUAUUCAUGUUACGUCUACCUGUGUCAAAGUUUUGGUUCCCCAGCUUGGGAUCAGCCGUGGGUUACAGAGAGAAUGGAGGCUGACGGCCCACCUAUUGUGCUCAGAUCCACAUUACCAUCUCACUAAAACUUUUUCCUUGGUUAUGGUUACGGACUCAAGUCAUGAUUCUUUACUUGCAAGUUUUAUUUCUAUUAAAAUUGAAGUAUA
Molecule: messenger RNA, 1536 nt
Organism: Scylla paramamosain (green mud crab)
Lineage: Eukaryota; Metazoa; Arthropoda; Malacostraca; Decapoda; Portunidae
Product: N(4)-(Beta-N-acetylglucosaminyl)-L-asparaginase-like
Exons: 4
Coding region: 157-1233 (358 amino acids)
Biological process (GO): protein deglycosylation
Cellular component (GO): cytoplasm; lysosome
Molecular function (GO): beta-aspartyl-peptidase activity; asparaginase activity; N4-(beta-N-acetylglucosaminyl)-L-asparaginase activity
Source: RefSeq, a predicted model, not a curated record